CAUUUAAAGAGAAGGCACUGACGCACAAAUGACGGGUGAGAUCUGCGACCAAACGUUGGUAAUAAUGUGCCGCCUGUAGUGUGAGAAACUACUUUUACAGCAUGAGUUCGGAAGCGGUCAUUCUGUUGGAGACUGUCAACUUCGCUGCUGAAAAGCACCGCAAUCAACGACGUAAAGACGCUGAACAAACGCCAUAUAUCAACCACCCAAUAGGAGUGGCAAGGAUCCUAAGCCAUGAAGGUGGGAUCACAGACAUUGAAGUUUUGCAAGCAGCUUUGCUCCAUGACACAGUGGAGGACACUGACACCAGCAUAGGAGAACUACAGGCCAUCUUUGGGCAAACGGUGGCUCGAAUUGUUCAGGAAGUGACAGAUGAUAAGGCGCUACCCAAGCAUGAGAGGAAACGUCAGCAGGUGGAGCAUGCACCUCACGCCAGCCACCAGGCCAAACUGGUCAAACUGGCUGACAAACUGUACAACCUGAGGGACCUGAACCGCUGCACACCUACAGGUUGGUCGGCAGAGCGUGUUCAGGAGUACUUUGUGUGGGCAGCCCAGGUAGUGAGAGGACUGAGGGGGACCAACCCAGCACUGGAGAGACACCUAGAGGAGCUCUUCAAGCAGAGGGGGGUUGAGCUUUGACACCUCUCUACUUCUGAUACAGGGUGGCACAACAGAGUAACUCUUGAUGCACACUUUUGUAAAGAGUUCAUGUGAAAAGAUUUGAGCAUAUUGUCUUCAUAAUAGGAGCCUUCUCCAUCGAAUAAACUCUUAGCUCUCACAAGGAUUUAUUUUUUAUUGGUAAUUUAUUAUUCAUUCAUUCUACAGUCAUUUGCAUACAUUGUCUGUGGAACAGGCAAACCAUCAAUGUCACCUUGAGUUUUCUCGUAUUGAAUAAAGCAAUGAUAUGCAUAAUUUUGUGAAGAUGAAAGGCUGUUGUGGAAAUUCACCACCAUGUCAUAGAAAUGACCACCAGGGACACUUAAGUCAAUCUUAAAUGAAUGAUCCUUUUAUUAUCAGCGCGCUGGAGAGGUUCCAACUCAAUGCACUAUAGUACACAUGUCAAUCAGGAGCUCUGCUGGGGCAGUCCCAACUGUUGUCUUAUAUACGUCUAUACACAGACAUGUUAUAUUUGCAUAAUUAAUUCAUCAUUACUGUUUUGUUUCAUACAUGUGACCGACCAGUACUGGUUCAUAACAUGUGUCAGACCAGUACUGGUUCAUAACAUGUGACCGACCAGUACUGGUUCAUAACAUGUGUCAGACCAGUACUGGUUCAUAACAUGUGUCAGACCAGUACUGGUUCAUAACAUGUGUCAGACCAGUACUGGUUCAUAACAUGUGACCGACCAGUACUGGUUCAUAACAUGUGUCAGACCAGUACUGGUUCAUAACAUGUGACCGACCAGUACUGGUUCAUAACAUGUGACAGACCAAUACCUCAAGGCUUCUUCUCUCUAAGCCGAGACCUUGAAACUGAGAACUUUUGUUCUUAGAAAAGCACAAACGUUAAACAUUUCCAGCACAGUUACUUUUGUAAAUCAUAGUUUGCAGGACUCAUCUGAAUUCUGAUAUUUGUUGUUUUAUCACCUACAUUGCAUCUGUUGCCUUUUAUAUCAUUAAUACUGACAAUCAAAGAUGGGGUCGUGAAAAUACAUGUCAUAUUUAUCCCCUCAAUAAAAAAAAAUGAAUUACACUUA
Messenger RNA from Oncorhynchus kisutch (coho salmon), 1698 nucleotides. Its product is annotated as guanosine-3',5'-bis(diphosphate) 3'-pyrophosphohydrolase MESH1. The record is from RefSeq and is a predicted model, not a curated record. Lineage: Eukaryota; Metazoa; Chordata; Actinopteri; Salmoniformes; Salmonidae. The transcript is spliced from 4 exons. Gene Ontology annotation, molecular function: guanosine-3',5'-bis(diphosphate) 3'-diphosphatase activity. Bases 102 to 641 code for a protein of 179 amino acids.